Messenger RNA from Carassius gibelio (silver crucian carp), 8303 nucleotides. Its product is annotated as transforming acidic coiled-coil-containing protein 2. The record is from RefSeq and is a predicted model, not a curated record. The transcript has 19 exons. NCBI's taxonomy places the organism in Eukaryota, Metazoa, Chordata, Actinopteri, Cypriniformes, Cyprinidae. Gene Ontology annotation, cellular component: cytoplasm. Bases 18 to 7403 code for a protein of 2461 amino acids. Gene Ontology annotation, biological process: cerebral cortex development; cell population proliferation; mitotic spindle organization.
CUAAGCCACGAGUAAACAUGAAGGAAAUCGCCGCAAGUUGUACCAAAGAGGAAGAGCAUAUGUCUCCAAAAGGGAUGCAGAGCUCUUUUGAGGACCAAAAGGAUGCAACAUUGAAAUGCCAAAUGACUGAAUGUGCCUCUCUGCCCCCACUGAUGGUAUUUGAAAGUCUACAUCAUCCAGUAAAAGAGGCUAGCUUCAACUUUAAAGGUUUUCUCAGCAUCAACAAACCAGCACUUCCUCUUCAGACAGAAUCAACUAUUGACCAGAGAAAUUCCUACCUGCAUGGAACAGAAAAUGCACCUACUGCCACCGAAGAAGGAGGUAAAGAGGAAAACAAUGGAAAUCAGAGAGGAAAAGUGGAAAUGACAUUUAAAGAGCCAAAGGACCGCAGGGAAAUGACCAGUACACCCCAAAUGCAUGGUGAGACUACUGUAAAACCUGGAGAAAAUGUUAAUGUAAUUGUAAGUAGCUGUAAAGACGAUGGAAAAGCGACAGAUGAAUCUCCUGAUGUCAGCAAGAGAAAUCCCGUUAUAUUUUCAUCACUGUCAGCUGCAGGUGAUGCCACCGGUGUUACUGAAGCUAAAGAUGUGGUUAAUGAAACUCUGGAAGAUACUGAAGUAAGUAAAAAGAAACAAGAACAUAAAGAAUGUAUGAAUGUUACUCAUAUCACUCCAAAUAAUACCGAUGAGUCAGCUUCCACUGAGAAUAAUAGUGUUUUACUACAGGAUGUUUCUCCACAAGUGCGUCAUAACAGCAGCCCUGCUGUGCAUGGUGAGUGGGCUGAUAUGCCUCUGUCUGAAGGAGUUGAACAAAGACAUACUGAAGUUAUACUUACCACCAAGGAAAAGCUGGAUGAAGAGACUGUUAAAUCAAGGGGGUGUGGUUUACCUGAAGCAGGUGAUAUAGAACUAACAUUUCCAGGUUAUUCAGAGAAUCUUGUGAAUGACAGUCGAGAGCAAAAGCCAGAAAAAAGCACAUGUGAAGUUGAGUCACAGGUAAAGACCAGCUCCAUGUCUCCAGCAGCUGCCACAGACAUAGACAGAAUGUGCCCUUGCAUUCAACCAGAUAAGAAUUUCAACAAAGAGCAGCCUACUACAACCUCAGAGAUGGUGUUUCUGUCCAAAGCAGUUGAGUGUGCAGACAUGCUGCCCUAUCAGACUGAAUCACAGUACAGUAAUGAACGGUUGAAAAAUGAUGCAGCAGAUGCUGGCGACACAACAGUCCCUUCUCUUCCUGCAGCGGAGACUACAGUACCAGCACAAAGGGAUCUUUCCUCAACCACCACACAAAGCACUAACAGUCAAGGCAGGGAUGUGUCUGUCAUUGUACUAAAGGCUCCUGGCCCAAUACUGAGUCACUGUGAGUUCAUGAAUGACUGUGAUAUUGCUGUAGCUGGACCCAGAGAAGAUUGCAGGGUGAACUGUGUGUUUGAUUCUGACACAGAUAUUGUAAAGAAUAUUACAGACAAAACGAAUCAACAGUCAGAUGUGAAUAAAGAGAUGUUAAGAUCUCAAAAUGCAGAUGAUCCUCCCUAUCCUGUUGAAAUGCUUCAUUAUCAACCUGCUUUGACAAUUCAACAAAGUCAUGAUGAUGAAAUCAAAUGUGAUCCACUCCUGAUGAACUUGGAGGACAAUCUCGUUACACUUUUGACUGAGGAUCCUGUUCAACAUGUGUCUGUAGACAAUGUAAAACUGAAUAAAGAUGUAUCCAAAGGCUCCAGACAGAUAAUGGGAGGAGAGCAAAACAGGGAGUGUGUGCAAAAAAAUGAGGUACACAAUGUAAAAUUAAUUGCAGAAAAGGACAGUAAAAAGAGAACAAAUAACUCUCAAGAACAGGAUGACACUGCUGCAAAAGAAAAAGCUGAUCAAACACAAGAAGAAAAUCAGACAUUAAUAAGUCUAUUCAAUCUAUCAGGAGAAGAAAAACUAUUAGAUGAAACCAUUCCUAGAGGAAGAUUGGAGUGUAGCCCUAAGCCUGAUCCUGGUUUAACCUCCAAAGUGAUUACAGAGGAGGCUUUGGGUUGUAGAGGGGCACUAACUGAAAAAUCUUUUCCAGUCGUUGAUCAGACCCUGCCUGCAGUGGUGAAUGCUUCACCUGAGAGAGACCUCACACAAGAUCCAAGAGGUUCGAGCCAGUCAGACUUGACAUUUUCACAGUCCCAAGAUCUCCAGCGGCAACAUAAGUUUGUGAGUGAGAAAGAGUAUAUUUUUCAUCCCUCUGAUUGUCAGAUCUCCACCACGACACCCUCUUUUUCUGCUUCUGUGCUCCAGAAAAGUAUUACAGAGGAAAAAGAGUUAAGUGUGGAUCAGACCUCUGAAGGUGCCCAAGAACCUAACACUCCUAAAUCCACUCCCCAAUCUGAGACAGCCAGCUGGAGGAUGGAGCAGCUUAAUAGGCAUUUGUCAGAGCAAUUCCCAGAUGGUACCCAAAACACAGAGGAGCAGGAUACACAGUGUUCUGAACAGCAGCUCAUGCCGGUACAACAUGUAGGUACUUGUUUAGACACUGAAAACACAAUCAGUACUAUGAAAGAAGAAGACACAGUUUCAAAUGGCUUACAUCAGCGAGUAGGAAUUCAAGAAGAGAUAAGUAAACAGAUGGCAAAUGAGGAAAAGAACAAGGCCACUGAAAAGGAUCACACAGAAAUGUCCAAAGGGGGUGAACCUAACUCUUCAGGGUCUGUAGAGAUAAAAAACAUCUACAAAGAAAACCGAAGCAAGUUGGAGGAGCAGUCUUUAUUUUCAAUAGUUGAUAACGUAGACCAGCAAAUUGAAGAAGUUUCUAAUGGGACACUGACAGAAAUGAAACCGGUGGUAUCAUUGUUGUACCCUAAGACCUCUGUCUGCUUAGUGACUGACCUCCAAGAUUCCCUCCAGUUCCCUCCUACAGUCAAUCAACAGUCUAGUCAGCAGCCCACUAAGUCUUUUAUCCAAACUUUACAUCAAAACACCACAAAUACAGUUAAAAGUAGCAGUGAGCAAAGUCCUGAUAUAGAAGAUAACUCUCCUGGAGACACAGAAUGCCUUCUAAUCAAUAAAGCAAUACAAAAAGAUGACAGUGAAGCUAUUGAAGAUGAAGUCAGAAAGGUGUCAAAAGCUGCAGUAGAACUAUCGCAGGUUAUCCACAGUUCAGACAGCCAAGUCCUCAGUGCAUUCUUUGAACCUGAGAGGCCAGAUACAGUCAACUCCUCCGAAGGUUCUGAUUGGCUCAGAGCUCUGAAGGAGGCAGCCUCCAUGUCUCAGAUCAUUCCAGAGCACAGUGAUGAGACUCCUUGUGAAUCUACAGAAAAAAGACUGUUUGAGACCCACGGUUUGCCUCAGGCUGAACUAGAAUUCCGAACCCCAACACAAGAAUAUUUUCUCCCUGCUCCUGAAGAGUGUUUCCCUCCUGCGCCUGAGGAGUGUUUUCCCCCAGCUCCUGAGCAGAGUUUUCCUCCUACUCCUGAGGAGAGUCUUCCCCCUACUCCUGAGGAGAGUUUUCCUCCUGCUCCUGAGGAGAGUCUUCCCCCGGCUCCUGAGAGUCUUCCCCUGGCACCUGAGGAGAGUUUUCCUCCUGCUCCUGAGGAGAGUCUUUCCCCGGCUCCUGAGAGUCUUCCCCUGGCACCUGAGGAGAGUUUUCCUCCUGCUCCAGAGGAGAGUCUUCCCCCGGCUCCUGAGGAGAGUUUUCCUCCUGCUCCUGAGGAGAGUCUUUCCCCGGCUCCUGAAGAGAGUUUUCCUCCUGCUCCUGAGGAUAGUUUCCCCCCGGCUCCUGAGGAGAGUUUUCCUCCUGCACCUGAGGAGAGUUUUCCUCCUGCUCCAGAGGAGAGUCUUCCCCCGGCUCCUGAGGAGAGUUUUCCUCCUGCUCCUGAGGAGAGUCUUUCCCCGGCUCCUGAGGAGAGUUUUCCUCCUGCUCCUGAGGAGAGUCUUUCCCCGGCUCCUGAGGAGAGUUUUCCUCCUGCACCUGAGGAGAGUUUUCCUCCUGCACCUGAGGAGAGUUUUCCUCCUGCACCUGAGGAGAGUUUUACUCCUGUUACUAAGCAGCCAGAAGAACCACUAGACUGCAGGUCUCUUCUGGUAAAAGCUGCUGAGAGGAGUGAGCCUGUCCCCUCUCCCAUAUCACCCCUACCACAGCACAACACUGCUCCUGCCCUCCCUGCCCACCUGCUCCAGGACACAGUCGAGUUCCCCACACCGCCCCCUACCCCUCCGGAUAGGGCUCCCCCUGAGCCUCAGACCCUGCCUCCUGCUCCUGCUGGUCUACUGGAGGCUUCCCCUGCUGCCCCCGCGCCUCCUCAAAUCCAACAGCUACAGCACUCUGAGCCUUCAGCAAGGAGCUCAGACUCAGACGGAGCGUUCGAAACCCCUGAGUCCACCACCCCUGUGAAGUCUGCUUCCCCACCAGUGUCCCCAACAGAGCCCCCCUGCACCAAAUCAGAGGCAUUGUCCCCAGAACACACAGCUUCCACUGCUGACAUCUCUGCCAGUGAAGCUGAAGAGCCGAAACAGCUUCAACCUCUCAGCCGCUCUCAAUCCAGAGCCUUUGAUGAGGACAAACCAAUAGCUGCUAGUGGCACCUAUAACCUAGAUUACUUAAUUGCUGAUGACCCCGUCCCAGAAUCAAAUUUUGGGUCUGGACCAUCAAGCAGAGCGCCUCUUACCCGCUCUCUAAGCCUACAGUCAGGUGAGUUAGAGAGCCCAGGAGACAAGCCCUCAGGAGGAACCUCCGAAAAACUCAUUCACACACAAGCAGAGUCCUUCAGCACAGGAACAGAAAGCGCUCCGGGAACACUUCGUAAAGUGAAGAAGCCCCGUUCAGGUUCCCUAAAGAAGAAACCUCUUUCCCGGCAGAACUCAAACCCAGAGCAUUCCUCUCCCAACACACCAGAAGAGAAAAAGAGAGGAAAACUACAUCCCGAAAGCCCCUUGCAAACUCAAGAGAGGCCUAGUUCCUCUCCCAGCCCUAGUCCUAGUGGUACCCUGCGGAGGAACAGGAUAAAGACUCGAGUUGAGAGUCCUCCACCUUUGCCUGAGGAGGUCACUACCAGCUCAAUAUCAAGUCCUGUACCUGAGGCUCCAAUUGUCCCUGACGAGGAGUCUCCUAUCCCUCCAACUGCCUCCUACAAAUGGGAUCCAGACAACUUUGAGAAUAUUGACCCAUUCUGUACAGGAGGCAGUAAAGUCGCCAACUCGCCGGUCUUGGGCAGGAAAGCCGACUUUACAUCAGUUUCAGACACCCCUGUUGCUGUAGAGGAGCCUUGUGCCUCUUCUCCUGCUAAAGAACAACCCAUUAACACUGAGGAACAGCCAAUCAACACUGAGGAACAGCCAAUCACAAAGCGCCAAUCAGUCAGACUGGAGUUUGACUAUUCAGAGGACAGUGGAGAGGCACCUCGCAAUACUCCUCCUCCUAAAAUCCUAGGCAAGAAACCAGGGGCCAAGAUGCCCAUCCGAAAGCCCAAACUGGGGAUUAAGAAGGCCCCUCCACCGCAGACAGAGCAGCUAGACAAUGCACCUAUCCCUGCACUGACAAAUGAUAUGGAUGAUAUCCCAAUCCCCAAGGGGCUAUAUAACUUUGAUCCCAACAAGUGGGAUGACCCUAACUUUAAUCCAUUUUCUUCAAGCACUGGUAUCCCCAACUCUCCUGGCCUGCCUAAAGGAUCUCACAGCUUUGGUCCUGACUCCUCUGAUGACACAGCCGAUCCCUUCAAAUCAUCCAACAAGAUGGGAAACGUGCCUCCAAAAGCUGCCUCUUUUGACAAGUCCAACAAUGACAACGAGAAUGACAACGAUAACAUUGUUGAGUUGGAGGACCACAACCAGAACAAACCUGCCAAGAACAAGAAGAAGCCUCUCAAAUCUAACACUUUUAGAGUGAAGAAAUCACCAAAGAGGACUCCGAUUACUGAGCCGUCUGCUCAAUGUUGUCCUGUGUGUUCUCCAAUCUCGCCCUCCACUUCACACACACAUAAUCACCUGCAGGAGCACUCACCUGACGCCAAUACUGAGCCUUCACAAGAUCACGCCACAGAUGAGGAGAAACUGGCUUCCUCCACCAGUCAGAAAUGGACUAGACAUGACAUAGAGGUGGAGCUGACCUCUGACUCCCAAGACUUCCCACAGCCGACUGACUUUACAGCUUUUGUCAACGAGAACAGUUUACCCAUACAGAGUGAUGUUACAGAUUAUGAGAUUGAAUACAUGGAAAAGAUCGGUUCCUCCACAGCUCCUCUCUCGGUGAUGAAACCAUCACUUUAUCUGAAGCUGGACUCUGUGCCAGACAGUCCAACAAAGACUUCCAACAAACAAGAUUCAGAGCCCAAUUCUCCCUGCACUGGGAGCUUUGAGGAGAUGGAGGCUCAGAUCUCGCAGGGGAAAUCACCUGUGCUGCCACCACGUGGUGCUCGUGACUCUAUGGCCUCAGAGAAGAGCAGAAAGAGGGACGGCCAGUCUCAGAAUCGAACACCGAGCAACCAUAGAGAUGGAGCGUCCCCAAUCCAGGGCCCCGUGGAUCCCUCAGAUCUGCCCCUCUUAGACAGGCUGUCUGAUUCACCUGCCCCUCUCAGCUACCUGGAACCUGAUCUGGCAGAGACCAACCCCACUGCCUUUGCUCAAAAACUGCAGGAGGAGCUGGUGCUCGCAGCCCUGAGGAUAGAGGCUCUACAGGUAGUCAAAAACAUCUCUCAGAGCCCCACUUUGUCCACUGUGUCCCCUCAGCAGAGAGAAAUGGUCUCACCGGAGGACAGUGGGGUUUCGAAGAGCUCCCUCUAUUCACUAUCAGGAUACAUUGAAGGGGAAAGCCCUCAUUUGCCGUGUGACAUGGACCACUCUCUUGCCAUCGCCCGAGAAGAGAUUGUUAUAAAAGAGAAAGAAGCCAUGGAGUGGAAAAGAAAAUACGAAGAGAGUAGACGGGAGGUGGAGGAGAUGAGGAAGAUAGUUAUGGAGUAUGAGAAGACUAUUGCAGAGAUGAUUGAGGGUGAACAGAGGGAGAAGACUCUGUCUCAUCACACUAUCCAACAGCUGAUUCAGGAAAAGGACCAGGCUUUAGCUGAUCUCAACUCUGUGGAGAAAUCUCUCGCUGACUUGUUCCGUCGCUAUGAGAAGAUGAAGGAUGUUUUGGAAGGCUUCCGCAAGAACGAGGAUGUGCUGAAGAAAUGUGCACAGGAGUACCUGUCUCGUGUACGUAAGGAGGAGCAGCGCUACCAGGCCUUGAAGAUCCAUGCUGAGGAGAAACUGGAUAAGGCGAAUGCUGAUAUCGCUCAGGUGAGAGGCAAAGCCAAGCAGGAGCAGGCAGUGUAUCAGGCGAGUCUGAGGAAAGAACAGAUGAAGGUGGACUCACUGGAGCGCACACUGGAACAAAAGAACAAAGAGAUUGUGGAACUGACCAAAAUUUGUGAUGAACUGAUUGCCAAAAUGGGAAAGAGCUAGCCGUCCAUUUGACAGAGCUCUGUCCAUACCACAAAGGGACACAAGAACAAUAACUGGACAAGAUGGAGGGACAAGUUAAAAGUGUUUGUUAUUGUUUUUUUCCUAUUUCUAAUGGACAGAACAAUGAACUAACCAAACAAAGGGAAUUCACACUACUGAAGUCUUCACAUAAACUUGGAGUCUCUAGGACACACUAGUUUCUGGCUGUAAUUAUUUUCUCUUCAUUUCAAUGUGUUAAUGUACAGUACACCACCUUACCUUUGUUGAGGGCUUUGUGAAAGUACUCCCGGCCAUCAGUAGAGACUUUGUUUGAAUGUCUGUAUAGCACACACACACACACACACACACACACACGCAGAGAGUAAGUGUUUAUAGUGAGUCUGAAGUUAUGAGUGCUGUUGCCAUGACAACCACUGAUGGAGCCGACUGUUAAAUUGAUUCCUGUGGUACCCUCUUUUUAACUUAAAAACAGAAAUGACCAGAGAGAAUAUAUAUAAUAUAAAACAGAUGAGUUAAUCAUUCAGUUGUUACAAAGUGGUAUUCAUUUUCAUAAAAAAAAUGCAUGUUGUAGGCCUUGCCAGUUUUGUAAAUAUGACAAUGACUUGAAAAUAGUAAGGGAACAUAAUUGCAGAUUUUGAUACUGUUAGUUUGAUCAGCUUCCUUAUGUAUCUUUGUAGAUACUUGUUGUUCAUUUGUUUCGCUGUCUUCUAGCAACACUGAUGUGUGCUUUUAUUUUUGGAUUUUAUUUUGAUAUAUAAACUUGUCACUGUCAGUGGUUCUGGGCUAAUUUAAUCUGAAUGGUUUUGUCUCCGUCCUGUUAUAGCUGAUUUUUUAGAUAAAAGAAACCCCAUCAGCUAUACAGGACAUGCUUACAAAGUGCAAUAAAAGAUGGCAAUACAA